Messenger RNA from Salvelinus sp. IW2-2015, 1193 nucleotides. NCBI's taxonomy places the organism in Eukaryota, Metazoa, Chordata, Actinopteri, Salmoniformes, Salmonidae. The record is from RefSeq and is a predicted model, not a curated record.
AUGGAUCUCAUGCUCACUCAGAACAGAAUUGACACUGGCCACUUCGGGAGUUGAGACACUGGAAUACUUUUUAUCACACAGACAGACUAGACAUGGGACUGCACAGCGUUGAAGAGCUGGUCACUGGUAAAAGGUGUGAGGGAAAGGAGGUAGGCCAGCACCUAUCGGGGGCGUGUUCAGAGAGUGUGUACGAGGCAGCCAUCAACCAGGAGAAACAGGAUGGCCGGAGGUCACACAAAGACCUCAUCCCAGAGGAGAAUGAGAACAGCACUCAUGAGGAGAUCACAGUUGUCAAUCUCAAUACCGACAAAUCAGGCCGGCUGAAACUAGAGACCGUGGAUGACCUUUUCAACAUCCUGAAACUGAGGAAGAGGAGGAGGGAGAGGAAGGUGCAGAACAGGAAAGAACCUGAGCCAGAGAUCAUUCCCGACACAGUCGAUGAAGACACGUUCCUGAAAGCAGCUAUGGAAAAUAAACUGCCUGUGAUUGAGAAGUACCUGUCAGAUGGAGGUGACCCCAACGUCGGUGAUCAUUUCCUAAGGACAGCACUACACAAAGCCUCAUCCAAGGGCCAUGUAGAGAUUGUGAAGAGACUGCUGGAGGCUGGGGCUUCCAUUGAGAAGAAAGACAGAUUGGAUGCCACUUCAGUACACUGGGCCUGCAGGGGAGGCAGCCUGACUACUCUGGAGCUGCUUCUCAAUGAAGGAGGGAAGUUCAACUCCAGAGACAAGGAUGGAGACACACCCAUGCACGAUGCUMUGAGGAUAAACCGAUUCAAAAUGAUCAGGCUGCUGCUGAUGUAUGGAGCCAGUCUUAAAACUAAGAACAGUGAAGGCAAGUCCCCUAGUGAGAAUCUUCUGGCAUGGCAGAGUGGUGCUAAAAACCUCCUGUGUAACAUCAACAAUGACAAAUCUGUUAAAUAGAACAAUGACUUCUCAAGGUCUUGGGGAGAUCUAUGGCUAUUGAAAUCCAUCCAUUUAUUCAGAUUGUCAUUGAUAACUGAUACUGAUAGAAUUGUUGAAUGACGAUAUUGCUGGCCAAUGUUAGGGCUGUAGCUUCCAUGCAUUUUGAUGUUGAAGUUGGCUAUUGAGAUUCUGGGGAGAUUUAUGUGAUUGUUGGUUUUUAUUAUAUAUAUUUUUUUCACCUUUAUUUAACCAGGUAGGGCAGUUGAGAACAAGUUCUCAUUUACAACU